AUGUUGGAAGAUAUGAUCUUCCCGUUGCAUAGUGUUAUACCCCACAUUGUGGCCAACAGUCAACGAUAUGGUCUAGUGGCCCCGACGUAUCACUGCCGCUUAGCCACUGCCGCCUCAUGUGCGACCACAGCAGCAUGGAAGCUCAUGCGUGGAAUGUUCAAUUUUACGCCUACGUCGGGGGGCUCCCUUGAACGUGACGCCGUUCAAUGUGGUGCUACCGGCUCUGUCCAUGGUGCCCAUGCCUGUGAGCACAAUACCCAUGUAAUUAUUCUCCUACUACUGAUGGUAUCACAAUGGAUACAAUUGAUCGGAGGCUGA
Messenger RNA from Microsporum canis CBS 113480, 318 nucleotides. RefSeq lists its product as uncharacterized. Bases 1 to 318 code for a protein of 105 amino acids. The transcript has a single exon. The record is from RefSeq and is a predicted model, not a curated record. NCBI's taxonomy places the organism in Eukaryota, Fungi, Ascomycota, Eurotiomycetes, Onygenales, Arthrodermataceae.